UCUGCUCUCUACUCAAGGUUAAAUAUCAAGUUCACGAGCUUUUCGCACAAGUAAUCGUAACAUUUGAAAAGAGUAGGUGAUUAGUUUUGAUUGACAGCUUUACGAUUCCCAUAAAUUACAAAAAAAUACUCCUGAGUAAGAGUUUUUUUCUUUUCUUCUGCAGACCCUUGUUUGUCUUUGCGCUGGUCUAAGUAGCUGUCAUGUCGUUUAUCAUGUGUUCAGAUGCUGCUGCAAGAGCCAGUCCAAUAACAACCCAAAUAGACAAUGGAGUGAAUCACAUUGUCCUGAGACGACUGUAUACUCCAUACAGUCAACAUCCCUUCUUUACUAGUCUGCCAUUAACCAAAACUGGACUCCAAACUGGAACUUAUGUUGAAACCGAUACCAGAGGGAAUGAUAGAGAAGCCUUGUCAAUCAUUGACCAUCAAACAAACACUCUAUGGUUUACAGAAGGUAUCUUUAGUUAUAAUCCGUACAGCCCAAAUAACCGACAGUCCAGAGCAGAAAUAACUAGAACUUUAGUGCACAGUGGAGUAAGGCCAGCACGCAGCUCCCAACCUCUCUCUGGAAAUUCUUAUAAUUCAUACCCAGUGACUAUUAGGAAAGCAUCUUACAAAGAAGCUGCCAGUCUCUUUCAACAGAGCUCCAGUCCUCCACAGGUUUGGGACCCCAAAGAUGCUCAGAAAUCCUACAUCAAAGAAAAGGUUCCCAGAAAUGACUCUCCUUCUCUUUUUUCAUCCCAGACUGGUAGAUAUUGGAGUACUUCACUGCCAACUUCAAUAGGGCAUUACAGCGGCUUUACAGUGACAAAUGAGCUUGCUGCGGCUGGGGCGCACAGUACCUCUACUGGGAUUCAAUCAAGCAAAUUUCUCAGCUCCCUAAGCCAAACUGCUCCUCGUGCAUCAUCAAUCAGCAACAGCUUAGACUCCUCCGCUAUUAAAAGCAUCCCCAGGCCAGAAAAACUGACAUCAUCCAUCAUAAAUUUUUCCCAGGGGUUUCACUCGGUGAGCAGCACUGAGACACCAAGACACAAAAAGGUCAAGUCAUAUCUGCUAAAGGGCUCCCAGACCUCUUUUGGUGAGACAGUGCAUACAGUCACUGGUGAUGGAUCCAGUGCUUUUCCCACAACACCACAUAAGCAAAGGGCCUCUGAUGCACAAGUUUACAGCAGGGUUUCUUCAAAUAUUAAACAAUUACAACAAUCAGAAAGAAAAGGCCCAACAAAGAGAGUACUGCAUCUCUCUGAAAAUUCCAAUCCCCUGACCAACUCUCAACGAUACAGCUUUGACAAAGGAAAGGACUAUAAAAUCGCAAAUAGGCUUAUAUACCCCUCUUUAUCACCAAAGUUUAGCUUUGGCCAGAGAGAAGCAUCUACUACACCAGCAGAAAUUGAGAGGACACACACAGAUAAUUCCUCAGAUAUUCUUACAAUGAAAACUUGGCCUUCUCCAAGGCCGUUGACCUCAAGAUUCGAGGAAGCCCGCCCUCUGCUACCUGAAAGUGAUGCCGGUAUGGACAGCAACCCAGAUCGCAGACAGUUUAGAAUCCACAAAAGAAUAUAUGGUCUCAAAGGAUUUGGCACUCGACCACUCGAGGGAGCCAAAACUUUAGUUAGUGAGCCAGACAUGUCUGCCAAAGUCCAGCAGGGUUUUGAAGGUUUUAAACAUAGAGGCUCACAGAUCUGGCAACCGAAAAGCACCCAUUCCACAAAGAGCCGAAAUGAGCUAAGAAGUGAAGAACUUAAACCACUUUUAACGACAGCAGGAAGCACUGAAUCGGUCACCAGAUUUACACCUGACAAAUACAAAAAUAGACACAAAAUCUAUACCUUUUUUAGGCUUUGGCCCUGUUCAAAACAGCAUUGCUAGAAACAAUGCACACGAACAGAAUCCAGCAUCACCAAGUCCCAGAAUUUCCUCAGCUAUUCUCAGAUCAGCAGGGAAACCCACAAUUGAAUCCAGCCCAAAAUCUGAGCCAAGAACCCAAAUCUGUCGCAAGUGAGGCGAGCAUGCUCGACAGUUCUACCAGCCGCAUCGUGAGAGGCAAACGUGUGAAAGGAAAUGGCAAAAAGCUCAAUGAAUAUACCCUCACCAAAGACACUGGAAAUGCAGCCAUAGUCAGGCUGCUUAAGAGGCCUGCCAGGGUCAUAGCUAUCACGUACGCCGAUAUUCUUGGCAGUGCCUCGUUCGGUGGUGUCACAGCUACAACUCAGACACCAAUCACACCAGCUGAUAAGGACUAUUUGACAGCUACAACCAUGCAAAAAGAAGGGGCGGGUCAUUGGACUGAGGAUGCUGUGCCUAGUAGCGGCAACACGAGCAGAAAUCCUGCAGCACAUGCUAAAGAUGAGGUAGAUUUCAGUAGUGUUGAGGAAAACAAGUUGGGUGUUAGAAGUAAAGAAGUUGAUAAUGGCAUGAAAACAUCAGAUUUUUUUUCUGGAUAAUGAAGGAAGUGGGGCUUUUGACACGUCUUAUGUUUUGUCAACCGAUACCAGUUAGGGGCAUAGUGUGGAUUCACUAGAACUAGAUUAUCUACGAAUAUCAACGUGUAAUAUCUCCUUCAAGUCAAUGAAUUUGUCCCAUACUGAGAAAU
Molecule: messenger RNA, 2592 nt
Organism: Perca fluviatilis (European perch)
Lineage: Eukaryota; Metazoa; Chordata; Actinopteri; Perciformes; Percidae
Exons: 2
Coding region: 201-1868 (555 amino acids)
Source: RefSeq, a predicted model, not a curated record